Molecule: messenger RNA, 2433 nt
Organism: Alosa alosa (allis shad)
Lineage: Eukaryota; Metazoa; Chordata; Actinopteri; Clupeiformes; Clupeidae
Exons: 3
Coding region: 70-2040 (656 amino acids)
Biological process (GO): regulation of transcription by RNA polymerase II
Molecular function (GO): RNA polymerase II cis-regulatory region sequence-specific DNA binding; DNA-binding transcription factor activity, RNA polymerase II-specific; protein binding
Source: RefSeq, a predicted model, not a curated record
ACCUUGUGAUUGUUUUCCGAAUGAAAGCGCACGUAGCCUUCAGAGAGACUAUAUACUUUGGCUACAUUCAUGACAACUCAUGCAAACUUCUACAUGAAAACUUCUCUCGCCUUGUGUGGCAGAAUGAAUGUGGCAAAUGAGCCCUUAACUGACUGCAAACAUGCAGUGGCCCUCUUGAGGGGGCUAAACAUGCAGCGAGAGUUCGGGCAGUUUUGCGACUGUGUCAUACAGUUGCAAAUCAACCCUGGAAGGCUCUUUUUAGCCCAUAAAAGUGUCCUGGCUGCAUCAAGCCCUGUGCUAGCUUCUCUCAUCACCAGUCAAGGAGCACUUUUGGAUUUGCAGUCCCCCUGUCUCUCUCCAGAGACCAUGGAAUACUUGUUAGACUUUAUCUACACGGGCAAACUACCUCCAAAAAGCCAAGAGGACUCUGUACUGUCGGUUGCUGUUGACCUACAGAUGCAAGAACUCCAGUAUGCAUUGAUCUUCAGGAGAAGUACACUGUCUGAGUUUUUGAACAUCCAAGAUAAAUUGAACAGAAAGUGGCCAUUUCCUGAGGAGCAACAUGAAGAAGGAAACCGUAUGUCUCCAUCGUUCCCACACGGAUCAAAGAGGCCUUUGCCAUCCUGCUUAAGUUGUGAAGCGGUACCUGUUAUUCGUCAUGCAAGUGCCUGCAGGAAGUUGUCACCGAUGCAAGAAUCAAGCACACCAAAUUAUGACCUGGACAUUGCCUCUGACCUGCAUGGCAGGGAAUCUGACAGUAGCCAAAGUGUGCACCUUCCUUCUUAUAGACAUAAACUACGUGAUCACAACUUUCAAAACAUGGACAAGAAUGAUGACAAUUCAUUUGAGCCAGUAUCCAAAAAAGCUAAGGUUGUUUCCCAUGUGCUUCCUUCAGAAGUACUCUGUCACCAAACUGAAACUCCCAAAGACUUUGAGGAUGAACUUUUGGAAUCAGGGAGUGAGGCAUUUGUUAAAACAAGCAUUACUGUGUCUCCAAAGACGGUUUGUGUGUCUGCACAAAUCAGGCAUGCUAUACACCAAGAGGAGGACUUGAGUCCACAUGCAAAGGCCAGCAGGGGUCUUGUCCUUAGCGAUGCCUCAAGGAACGAUGGCUGUCAUGGCCAUCUUCAUUUGAACAAUUCACAUUAUGAGCACAAUGACGAUGUUUCACACCAGUUCAGACUUGCUGAAAAUGACCACGGCGAGUCUCAUGCCUCCCUAGAGUUUUUAGAUGUUUCAGACAAUAUUCCUGUGGACAACUCCCACUGUAUCAGUGAAGCACACGCUGAAGCAGGUCAGCGCAAUGUUUUGUGUCAUUUGCAGUCAGAGGAUGACCAACCGUACGCGGUGCAUGUUGCGAUAAGCAGGGAGAAAUACCACCAGGCUGUUGACUUGCAGAGCAGUAGGCCGUCUUCUGAUUCUAAAUCAUUGUUUGAUUUAGAUAGGUGUGAUGCACAAGGCGCAGUUGUUUCAAAUCACAGUAUUACAGCAGACACUCCUGUAGUCCAUGAAUCAGCCCAAGAUGAUCGUAGCAGCACAUCUGAGACUUCCAGCAUUGAUCAGGAGGAUGACUAUGACCUGUUUGGCCCUCAGAUCUCUAGUAUGCACACCUACCUAGGACAAGUGAGGUAUCACUGUAUCAGCAGAGAGCCUCAACAAGUCACAGGGUCAAGCGAUUCAGACGAGGAAGGACUUUACACAACGCCAGCGGACACUGGCAGCGGAAAACACGGAUCCGUGCCUGGCAUUCCCCUCUCCGAUGCCUCCGCCAGUGAGCCAUCCAUGGGAACAUUUGACCUUGGCAAGGCCCAAGUGAACCCCGGGCUGAACCUGGUGGCGCAGCCGUACCAGUGCACCAUGUGCGACCGGGCCUUCAGCCAGCGCGGUUCCCUGAACAGGCACAUGCGCUCCCACCUUGGUGUCCGGCCGUACUCCUGCCCGCAGUGCCCGAUGACUUUUUCGCGCCAGUACCGGGUCACUGAGCACAUGCGGGUCCACCAGCGUGGCUGUGAAGACCUACAGAGGGCAGGGCCCACCUGAGUCCAACCCAAACUAGACCACGUGUGCCCACUCAAAAUGUACGAUCUAGCUCAGCCAGCUCAACCAUGAGGUGGUGUUCAUCUAGGAUAAGUACAGGGUUGCCAGCCUUUAAGUAUUGUCUUGAUGUGGUAGAUAGAGUACCUAGCAUUUCUGUUUAUGAAAUUACAAAACACACAUGGACCUGGCUGUAUGAAAUUCAGGAGUCUCACAUCAAAAUUGGGGGAGUUGGCAACCCUGUAGAUAAGCAUUGUAAUGUGGAUAAGCUGGCAAUCUUUUUUUUUUUUUUUUUUUUUUACUUUUUUGAUCCCGUGAGGGAAAUUUGGUCUCUGCAUUUAACCCAAUCAGUGAAUUAGUGAAACACAAACAGCACACAGUGAACACACAGUGAGGUGA